AUGAGCGAAUUUGAAACAAUGGGUGAAGGUGGUGAAGAAGCUGAUUAUAUUGGAGAAUAUUACGGUGAUAGAAAUUCUAAAAAUGAAAGACACGGAUUUGGUCAAGCCAUAUUACCAAAUAAAGAUCGAUAUAAGGGUUAUUAUAGGAAAAAUCUUCGUCACGGUAAAGGAUUUUAUGCUUUUAGAAAUGGUGCCAGGUACGAAGGACAAUAUAGAAAAGGUAUAAAACAUGGUUUUGGUACUUUCUGGUAUCCCGACGGUUCUAAAUACGAAGGUGAUUGGAAACGUGAUCUUCGUCACGGUUUUGGAGCUUAUUAUUAUUCAAAUGGAGAUUUAUACGAAGGACAUUGGUAUAAGGGUAUCAAAGAGGGUUUGGGUACAUAUUCGUGGAGUAAUAAUACAGAAGUUAAAUUUUUGGGUACUUGGAGAAAUGGUAUGAUGGACGGUCCGGGACAGAUAAUACAUCAAGGUCAUAGAUAUCAUGGAAAUUUUAAAUUUAAUUUGCCCCAUGGCCGAGGUUGUUAUACUUUUGAAGGAAUUGGAAUGCUCCAUGGUUUUUACACACAUGUCAAAGAUCCUAAUUAUAGAGAAGAAGAAAAUGUUUUACCAAGUGGCGACAAUGAAGAAAACCUUAAAAAACCAAGCAGAAAAGGAAUUAUUCCUCUUUGGAAAGCUAGAAAAUUUACAGAAUUCCUUUCAUCCAUGAUGCCAAAAGAUCCAGUACCUGUUGAAAUUCCAGAUUCGGUUUCUACAUCUCCUGAUGAAGAUAGUGACAGUUUACCACAACCUGAAACAGAAGAUGAAGAAGGUUUGGAAAGUGAAGUUGGACCAUAUAUGGAAUCACUUGAGAAUUUGGUUAGAUUUUCAAAUUUUUAUUAA
This is a messenger RNA of Pediculus humanus corporis (human body louse), 879 nucleotides long. RefSeq names its product Testis-specific gene A2 protein, putative. The record is from RefSeq and is a predicted model, not a curated record. Lineage: Eukaryota; Metazoa; Arthropoda; Insecta; Psocodea; Pediculidae. Bases 1 to 879 code for a protein of 292 amino acids. The transcript has 5 exons.